AUGGCGACCAUGUGGCGCAGUUUCCGCAAUCAAAUCGCAGUAUACAGAAUUUUAGCUGACAAUAUUUGGUCCACCAAUAAACUUGUAGCUGUCAAUCAGCAUAGGUUUAUGGGCAACACAACUUCACUGCAGCCCAAACAAGCGAAAAAGGCAAUUGACGAUGGCAAUCAAGUACUCUAUGGAGAGAUUUCUAUCAAAAUUUUAGGAAACGAUUUCGCUGUGUUAGACAGCUAUGCCAAAUUUCUUCGUAUGGCUGCAAAUAAUCUUAAAAUUAAAAUUUCUGGAAGGGUUGAUCUACCAGCCAAGAUUCAAAAAUUUACUGUAUUAAAAUCGCCUCAUAUCUUCAAAAAGCACCGUACACAAUAUGAAGUUAGAACACAUUCUAGAAUAUUAAAGGUAAGAAAUUUAACUGCUAAGACUGCUGAUAUCUACCUAGAAUACAUACAAAGAAAUAUACCCGAAGGAGUAGCUAUGACUGUAUUCGAGGUGAUAUGUGCAAGCCAAUAA
Trichoplax adhaerens is the source of this 507-nucleotide messenger RNA. RefSeq lists its product as uncharacterized. The coding region runs from base 1 to 507 and encodes 168 amino acids. Gene Ontology annotation, cellular component: mitochondrial small ribosomal subunit; ribosome; mitochondrion. Gene Ontology annotation, molecular function: structural constituent of ribosome. The record is from RefSeq and is a predicted model, not a curated record. The transcript is spliced from 6 exons. NCBI's taxonomy places the organism in Eukaryota, Metazoa, Placozoa, Uniplacotomia, Trichoplacea, Trichoplacidae. Gene Ontology annotation, biological process: translation.